Molecule: messenger RNA, 1689 nt
Organism: Rubroshorea leprosula
Lineage: Eukaryota; Viridiplantae; Streptophyta; Magnoliopsida; Malvales; Dipterocarpaceae
Source: the annotation of a GenBank genome assembly
UCUGCUGCAAUGGAUGGCAGAGGGUCCGUAAUACCCAAAGCGCUGGAGUGAUCCAGUAGCCGGGAAGGGGUCUAGAAGUGCCUACUACUACACCACACUACACUUGGCUCUACACAUUUACCGAGCUAACCCCUGUCCAGUGCCUGGCAGAGCUAAGGGGGCUUCAAUCCUUAUUCCUUAUCCCCAUCUUCGCCCAGGCUAACGGGGCCUUACUUAUUCAGGGGGGAGAGUGGAGCCUCGAGAAGCACUGUUGAGAGGAAGAUCCUUGGCUCCUCUUCAUUCUCUACAGGGUUCCAAACCUUUCUUCAACAUAGGUAACAACGAGCGGGGCAGAGAUGGAAGAGAUCGAACAAAUACGGGAAAAGAAUCAUAUUGAAAACGCUCCUAACCCAACCCCUUCCUUCGUAGAGCUGUGUAUUGUAAGUGAUCCGAACCUGCCCGGAGCGAGCCUCCCAUAGAGGCAAGUGAAGUUGGUGAGCCGUAUGAUGGGCAACUAUCUCCUGCGGUUCGGAGAGGACUCAGCUGUUAGUUAGUACCCCCUUGGUUUCGGGGUGGACCCUUUCACUCUAUUUUAUUAUAUACGCUUAGCGAAAAGAAUGUUUUUUGAUACACCUAGGACAUGGAUUCUAUAUGAACCAAUGGAUCGUAACAAGUCGUUACUACUAGCAAUGACUUCCUCUUUCAUUACUUCAUCCUUUCUAUAUCCCUCUCCCUUGUUCUCAGUUACUCAUCAAAUGGCACUCAGUUCAUAUCUUUAAGUUCGAUCAUUGACAAGGUUCAAAGAAAGGGUGGGCCAUUGAUAAAGAAUCGAUUCCAAACCAAAAAUAUGUUGAAUGAAGGUAGCUUGCUUACUCUCAGCCACUAGUUAGAAGGAAAUCCCUUGAUUUCGCUUAUGCCCUUAUGCAGUAAAAAAAGCAAGUGAGGCGGGCUAAGAUUCCAUUCGAAGUAAGAUAACAGGAUUCGAUGUUGCACCAUCUUCAACUCUUCCCGGGAUCCGGAGUUUUGUUUUUCGAGAAAAGGUCCCAUCCUUCAAUAUCAUGAUUGGGUCGACCAGGCCAGAUCAUGAGUAAAUAUAAAAUCGAAAACGUACAUAGCUGUUCCAGCUGAAAUACUUGGAAUAAUUCUACCACUUUUACUAGGAGUAGCCUUUUUAGUGCUAGCUGAACGUAAAGUAAUGGCUUUUGUGCAACGUCGAAAGGGUCCUGAUGUAGUGGGAUCGUUCGGAUUGUUACAACCUCUAGCAGAUGGUUUGAAAUUGAUUCUAAAAGAACCUAUUUCACCAAGUAGUGCUAAUUUCUCCCUUUUUAGAAUGGCUCCUGUGGCUACAUUUAUGUUAAGUCUGGUCGCUUGGGCCGUUGUACCUUUUGAUUAUGGUAUGGUAUUGUCAGAUUCGAACAUAGGGCUACUUUAUUUGUUUGCCAUAUCUUCGCUAGGUGUUUAUGGAAUUAUUACAGCAGGUCGGUCUAGUAAUUAGGGGGCGGCCGUUCGGUCGCCUAUGAUACUAGGACCAAUAGGUAAAAAAUGGGUUUGUGCCGCAGGUGUUGAACGAUCUACUCUACACAGGUGUGGGCUUACAGGGCUAGGGCUCAUAAACCUUUUCUUUCAUUCAUCAAAAGGGCCCUGGUCGGUCACUUUUCCGGGUCGGGAUCGAUAAGUAGAAGUCAUAAAAAAGAAAUGUUUCUCUUCGCA